Phytophthora nicotianae INRA-310 is the source of this 1964-nucleotide messenger RNA. RefSeq lists its product as hypothetical. NCBI's taxonomy places the organism in Eukaryota, Oomycota, Peronosporomycetes, Peronosporales, Peronosporaceae. Bases 130 to 1686 code for a protein of 518 amino acids. The transcript has a single exon. The record is from RefSeq and is a predicted model, not a curated record.
CGAACUCGCCCCUCUACAACAAGGUCACUUCUCAAUUUACUUUGCUUCUUCGACAAGCAUCGUUCCUUCCUCCAGCACGUGAGCGUGCUACCUCCUUCCAAGCUCACUUCACUGCCAUCUUGCUACAAGAUGAAGAUCGGCAAGAUCCUCGCGUUCCUGGCGCUUGCGUCGCUAGCUGUGACUUCCAUCGCGGACGCCUCUGUCGCAAAUCACGGCGCCGUGGUGCGGAUGCUUGGCGGUGGCGGCGGUGUUUCGUCUACGACAACGACUUCCUCGCCUACGACUGAUGACUCGUACACGACUCAACAGAGUACAUCGGCGACGCCGUCCCCGUCGACGGACUCUACUGCCAGCGCCACGAGUGACUCGACAACCCAGCAGAACUCGACUCCAUCCACAGCAACUACGAAUACUACGCAGGACAGCCAGACAAGCACCGACAUUACGAAUCAAGGAUCUGGAGACACCGCCGACACCCCUUGCGCCAGCGGAGAAUCCGACACGGACACCAACACUUGGACUGGAGUGGUGACUGCAGCCGGACAGCAGUCCGACUCGUGGGGUCAAACCAACACUAACCAAGCCAAUGAGUCGGCGGAGACACCGUGUUCGGGCGACCAGAGCUCCACCGGCACGUGGGGUCAGUCCACCGAGACAACCUCGAGCACGGCCGGCCAGCAGCAGCAGCAAGAGCAGCAGCAGCAGGGUCAGUCCAUCGAGAUCUCCACCAGCAGCUCGACGGGUGAGCAGCAACAGCAACAGCAACAGCAACAGCAGCAGCAACAGCAGCAGGGCCAGUCCACCCAAACGACUGUGUCUGGUUCUGUCGGUGUGGACAUCACGGUUCAGGGCGGUGAGUCGGCGGAGACGCCGUGUUCGGGCGACCAGAGCUCCACCGGCACAUGGAGUCAGUCCACCAAGACCAACGGCGAGCAGUCCUCUACGAAUGCGCAAAGUCUGAAUUCGUCGGGAACCCAGGGGGAGUCGCAAGCGAAUACAAACACGAACAGCCAGCAACAUGGACAAAUGUCUACGGACCAAUCUGCUCAGACUACCAUUUCCGGCUCGGUUGGUGCGAGCAUUUCUGGACGGGCAGAGACACCGUGCUCGGGAGACGCGAGCUCUACGGGCGAGUGGGGUCAAUCAAUCCACACCAGCAAUGGCCGUCAGAACGAAGCUUCCACGGGCACUUGGGGUCAGUCGACAGAAACCUCAUUGGGCACGAGCGGCCAACAGGCAGACCAGUCUAAGCAGACAAGCAACAACCAGAAGCAAGGGCAAUCUACGCUGACAGUCGGCGGCAACCAACAGCAGGGACAGACCUCGACUGGCACGUGGGGCCGAUCCACGGGCACGACGGUGUCGGCAUCGAUCGGUGUCAGCGUUUCGGGCAAGGGUGAUGAAUCUGCUCAGACUCCUUGCUCGGGUGACCAGAGCUCCACGGGUACGACCUCAGCGUGGACUACACCGGACUAUAAGCACGGCGUGAGCACCGGUUCGGUCUCGUCCGUGACCUCCGCGGCCACUGAGGCUCCGUCAAUGAAAUUGACCAGCGGUACCAAGUCAGGUAAGACUGGUGUGUCGGCCACGACGACAUCGACCUCGGGCACCUCAUCCGCCGACUCGUACGCGGACUCCACCACGCAACAGUCGGCCACACAGUCACGCCGCUUACUUCGCCACUAAGCGUUCUUCUCGACGGGAAGAAGGACCAUCACAUUCUCGUUGUGGCAGUUUUGACUCGCCUUUCACGGCAUCAUUCGCAUUUUGCUUCUUGUCGCCAUUGCAUGUUACUAUUUGAAUGAAUUUGUAUUACCUUCAACUUGAAGAGACGACACGAGGAUAGUGUUUUUCUCCUGUGAGGCGGGUCUUUCCAAUGUCAAGUACGGGAGAUCAAGACGUGCUGUGUUUGAUGGGGGACUGUGCAAGGGUCGCAGAGAUUACUGCUAAUACGCUGUACAUGC